This is a messenger RNA of Fusarium odoratissimum NRRL 54006, 995 nucleotides long. RefSeq lists its product as uncharacterized. Bases 129 to 995 code for a protein of 288 amino acids. The record is from RefSeq and is a predicted model, not a curated record. NCBI's taxonomy places the organism in Eukaryota, Fungi, Ascomycota, Sordariomycetes, Hypocreales, Nectriaceae. The transcript is spliced from 2 exons.
AUAUCCCGUCACUAACGUCGUCUUAUAAAUCUAUGCUAUGAUUUGUUGCUUGUUUUCAAAGUUCAACCAGUAUCCAUUGCAUGUCCCCUCUGUAUUUUCAGUCUUUGCUCGACUAGUACGCACCCAAAAUGCCUCGAUACUCUAGCUCGGUUGACGGUGCCGAACUGUUUUAUCGCUAUUAUGCUCCAGAAGGCAGAACCCCGGCGCUCACGACAGAACUGCCCCAACCAGCCAAGAGCUUGGCUCUGGUUCUUCUUCACCAGUGGCCUCUCUCAUCCCGUAUGUACGACUCGAUACUACUGUCACUUUGCGAGACUCACGGAUACCGUGUGAUUGCCCCCGACAGGCGAGGUUUUGGCAAGAGCGACUGGGCUGGACAACAGCCCACAGUUCCCAUUAGCUACAAGGAGCUUGGGCAAGACUUGUCGGACCUGUUGGAGAGAAUCCAACCAGGGCCUUUUGUCUUUGUUGCCACCAGCAUGAGUACGGGUGAAGCGCUCAUGGCGUAUCUUAAUAGCUCAUAUAUACAGGAGAACUGCCAGGGUAUGAUAUGGAUAAGCACGUGCCUACCGUAUCCUACAGCCUCACCACAAAAUCCGAAGGCUACGCCACAGAGCGCAUGGGAUGCAACCAUCAUGGCUCUGCGACAGGAUAGGCCUAACUUCAUUGCCAACGGCUUCAAGGGCCCCUUUGGAGACUCAAAAUCAGGUUCCGUCACCGAGAAACAGGUUGCGUUUUUCGAAAACAUCUUUUUCGAAGCUGAUCCCUUCGCCGUUGAACGCUGCCUACAAAUUUAUUCCCGUGAGGACCUGUCUGAGGGGAUCAAAAGGUUUGGGCAAAUGUUCCACAAGCCUUUUCUUCUUAUUCAUGGCGGGGGCGACAUGGCAGUGCCCGCUGAAGUGAGCGCAGAACUUGUUCAGAGGUCGGUUCCUGGAACGAAACUGACUAUAUAUGAUGAAGGAGGACAUGGUGAGUUUCCAACUUUCGGCGCUUAG